AUGGUCUCGCCAUGGAGGUUCCUUUCGUUCUUGGGCUUUGCGGCGGCUGCUCUCGCUAAGUCCAGCACUGGCAAUUCUGUCUUGGUCGUGCUCGACCCUGGAUCGAGCAGGGACAACUUCUCGAGAUUCUUCGACGGCCUUGGAGCGCGAGGAUAUGAUCUUACCUUCCGGACUCCUAAGGACGCACACCCCGCUGUGAUUGCGCAUGACCAUCCUGAGUUCUCACAUGUAAUUCUUUUCGCGCCGGAGUCCAAGAGUGAGUCCAUCAUACUCCUCGGACAUCACCCCCCAGUCCUUGGUCACGCUCCUUUCAAAGAACACCAACCUGCUCAUCGCAGUGUCGUCAAAAGCGACGCCCUUGACAUCCCUGGCGGCGAGUUCUCACUCGUCCUGCCGCCGCCUGGCACACCUCUCAUCUCGCACUUCCCUGAGCGGGACACACCAGCGACUGUGAUCCCCGUCGAGGUCUUGUCGUCGAGCCCUGUGCUCUCUGGGAGCUUGCCGCCCGUGUGGUUCUCCGGCGUCCCGUUCGCAUUCAACAGCAACCCGCACAUUGUGCCCAUUCUGAACGCACCGGCGCAGAGCUUUGCAGCGGACUCUGAUGCGGACUCCGGUGCAGAGGCGAUUGUGGAGGCUGCAGACAAAGGCGGCGAGGGCCUGUGGGCAGGCAACUCACUUGGACUGGUCGCUGGAUUCCAGACUCUUGGUGGUGGCCGUGCUACGUGGGUUGGUGGGGUAGAUCUGUUCAGCGACGAGUUUGCACAGAAGCCUACUAUUGACGGAGUCAAGCCCGGGAACGAGCAAUUCGCCGCCGACGUGGCGGCGUGGACCUUCCAAGAGACAGGUAUGCUGCGCAUCGACGACGCCACGCAUCACCGCGUCAACGAGACCGCGCCGGGGGAUAUGUACACUAUCAAUGACCGCGUCACGUACACAAUGCACGUGUCGAAAUACAACCCGACCUCGGCGGAGUGGGAGCCGUACUCUGGCAUCACCGACAUGCAGCUCGAGUUCACGAUGCUGGACCCCCACAUCCGGACCGCGCUCAAGCCAACGCCCGGGGUGCCCGGCGAGUACUCGCUGACGUUCCGCGUUCCAGACCGGCACGGCGUGUUCAAAUUCAACGUCGACUACAAGCGAAAAGGCUGGUCCUACCUGCAGAGCACGACCGUCGUCCCGGUCGUUCCGCCGCGGCACGACGAGUACCCGCGCUUCCUGAGCCCCGCGUGGCCAUACUACGCCGGCACGAUCAGCACGAGCGCCGCGUUCCUCGCGUUCUGCGCGCUGUGGCUCGCCGGCGACAGCGCGGAGGCGAAGAAGUCGAAAAGCACGAAAUCUGACUAG
Messenger RNA from Fomitopsis serialis, 1344 nucleotides. RefSeq names its product dolichyl-diphosphooligosaccharide-protein glycosyltransferase. The record is from RefSeq and is a predicted model, not a curated record. The transcript is spliced from 6 exons. Gene Ontology annotation, cellular component: endoplasmic reticulum membrane; oligosaccharyltransferase complex. The coding region runs from base 1 to 1344 and encodes 447 amino acids. Lineage: Eukaryota; Fungi; Basidiomycota; Agaricomycetes; Polyporales; Fomitopsidaceae.